UUAGCCUCCAGCCUGGUCCGCUUGUCUCAAUCGUGCCUUCGAUCGACGAGAAGGAUAGGAUCGCUUUCAAUAUCAUUGUGACUCAUGUCACGUAAUAUCAUUUCGACUCAUGUCGCAUAAUUUCGAAGUGCUCGACCGGGGACUGCAUUGCUAUGCGAGGCUUUCAACGACAUGAGUACGUCAUGGUUGUCAUGAAGAUGAUUCUUUGGCCUACACUCCUUGAAGGGCAGCCGUAGAGAAAUAGAUAUAAGGCCUUCAAGAACGACCUUCUCGAGCAACUCAUCGACUCAGCAAACACCGCAUCUUCUCAGCUUUUCAUACCCAUCAAACAAACUCCCCAAACAACAUCAUCACGAUGCUCGUCAACGUCCAAAUCGUCGCCCUCAUCGGCGCUCUCGCCACCUCAGUCGCCGCUGCCGACGUCUACUCUACCUUCUACACAAGAACCGGUGACCAGGUCGGUGCCGUCAACUACGAUGUCGGCAACGACGCUUGCUUCCAGAACAGUGGCGCCGACUACAUCGUCUUUUCUCAGGGCGGCUGCCUCACAUGCGGCACCGCCGACGGACCGUACUGCCUUCAGACCUACAAGAGCAAUGACUGCCGAAGUGGCGGUGUGGUUGGAAGCCAGACCUUCAAGGAUGUGACUUUUGGUACCAAGUACCGUUUGGACGACAAGGGUGUUGCGAAUGCUCCUUUCCACUUCUGGUCUACCAAGGCUUGCUAGAUGAGCGAUGGAACUUGAGCAAGCUGAAUGGAGAUGAGCGUUGCUGCUUCUAGGAAAAUUAAAUGCAAGUUAAGCUUCUCAGAUGUGUUCGGACCUGUUAUUCCGAAAGCGAGACGUUCAUAUGUAGACAAUCAAUCAUCCACCAGAAAUG
Molecule: messenger RNA, 878 nt
Organism: Dissoconium aciculare CBS 342.82
Lineage: Eukaryota; Fungi; Ascomycota; Dothideomycetes; Mycosphaerellales; Dissoconiaceae
Exons: 2
Coding region: 356-727 (123 amino acids)
Source: RefSeq, a predicted model, not a curated record